This is a messenger RNA of Acyrthosiphon pisum (pea aphid), 1951 nucleotides long. RefSeq lists its product as uncharacterized. The coding region runs from base 359 to 1708 and encodes 449 amino acids. The record is from RefSeq and is a predicted model, not a curated record. NCBI's taxonomy places the organism in Eukaryota, Metazoa, Arthropoda, Insecta, Hemiptera, Aphididae. The transcript is spliced from 9 exons.
AAUAAUAAUAGUAAUAAUAAUUACACCUCGUGAAGUACCCUUAAAAGACGCGUCUCGCCGUCUCAACAGAUUCUGUCGAUCAUUCGCCAACACGCAACUACUGUCCGUCUUCUACCGUUGCACACUCGAUAAUAUAUUACCAUAUUAGAAUAUAUACACUUGUGUUUCGACGGUCGGCACCAUCAUCUACGAACGCAUAUCACCGUACAAUAAUAUUAUUAUAAUAUAUUAGUUACGCGACCACCACAACAAACCGAAGACAACGGUGACAAACGAGCGGAAACGAAAUCAUAAUAAUCUAGUAAAAUUAAUAUUUUAAUAAUAUUAUACCGGGAGCAGGCCAGUCGAUAUCGUUGAAAUGUUGGCCGCUACAAAAACGGUUGCCGCCUUCGCGUGCCUGGCGAUGGCUAAUUUCGGAGUCCUCCAAGCAAUGCCGGUAACCGAUGAACCAGCUGGAUCAUGCUGUCCGCCGGUGUCACAAAGGCAAAACUCCAUACCAGUACACUAUGUGACGGGCACACACUACGAAGUCGGAUACAGCGUCGGACGGACUUUUGGAUCAAUGAUUAAAGAAUAUAUCCGUUUGUAUGAGCCACUUCAGAGUGAGUUCUUACCAAUGUACGCCCAACCGGAAGGGCGGCAGAUUUAUGAAGAAAGUUUGAAGUCUACACAAAAAUUCUUCCCUCAGUAUGUGAUCGAGCUACAAGGAGUGGCCGAUGGAGCAGGAGUUCCGUUUCACGAGUUAUUCCUAAUGGCCUUAGACGAUACACUACCAAAGAAUUUAAACGCCUCGAGUAAAGAUAAAGGGCCGGUAGGAUGUACUUCACUCAUGAUUAAUCAGCAAAAUGCACAGUUGUUAGGGCAUACAGAAGACGCGAUGUCCGAGACGGUAAACAACUUUUAUAUAGUUGCUGCUCAUGUGGUGCCCGGUGAAUCCGAGCUGGGUGGAGUGUUCCCGGCCAGAGAAGAGAAGUUCGAGGCACUCGCGUACGCUGGACACUUACCGGGUUAUGCCAGUGGUCACAACCACUACGGGCUAGUGUUCUCGAUCAACACGAUAUUCGUCAGUAAACCGUUGAGGGGCAAAAUCCCCCGAGAGUUCAUCACGAGAGCGGUGCUGGCCACACGUGCUAACCUGGGCGAUAUCUUGGACGUGUUGACCAACGAAGGCGUAGGCACGGCCGAUGGAUUCAACAUGAACUUUGCUUUCCUGCACGUACCCAACGAAUCGCGUGUUUUUCACACGGUCGAAGUCACCCCAAAAGCCGACUCUGACAGGUCGGAAGUGUACCUCGCAGACUUCAAUAUGGGAAGCAACUCGAUACAUACGAACAGAUUACUCCAUCUGAAGUACCCGGAACUGAACGAAGCCGCUUACGGGAGCAGCAUGGCCAGGGAGAGCCGGUACAAGCAGAUUACGGCCAAUAAGACCGCUGCGAACCUCCAGGACAUGUUAGAUGUACUCGGCAACAGGGACGAUGAUCCGUGGCCGAUCUUUAGUGACAAGGCCGACGCCAGAGUCAGCACGAUAAAUUUGGGCGUUUUCGAUUUCAACAAGAAAACUUGGACCUUGUGGACCAAUGAUCCAAUCGACAGCCCACCUGUGUUGCAAUUGCCACUAACAUUCACGGACUUGAUUGGCCCAACAAGUAGCGAUAUAGGCAUCAACAGGAUCGAAGUUAUCGAAACGAUUUAUCCUGACAAAUAAUUAGAUAUUAUAUUUAUCAACAAUUUAUCACCAAUAGUCAUAUUACCAUUAUAUAGUAUCCCUAUAUCUACAUUAUAUAUUUUGGUCGUUAAUAUUCAUUAUUAUAAUACAUAAUGUCAUCGAAUAUCUAUAACAAAAAUAGUACGACAUUAUAUCCUAUGCUGAGUUAUUAUAUAUAUAUAUAUUAAUUAUUGUUAAAUUAUUACCUAUUAUAUUAUAUUUAUAUAUAGAUUAUUUACAAAA